This is a messenger RNA of Bipolaris zeicola 26-R-13, 1563 nucleotides long. RefSeq lists its product as uncharacterized. Gene Ontology annotation, biological process: L-tryptophan biosynthetic process. The record is from RefSeq and is a predicted model, not a curated record. Lineage: Eukaryota; Fungi; Ascomycota; Dothideomycetes; Pleosporales; Pleosporaceae. Gene Ontology annotation, molecular function: anthranilate synthase activity. The coding region runs from base 1 to 1563 and encodes 520 amino acids. The transcript has 8 exons.
AUGGCGCCACAGCUAGGCAUUCAGCCAUCGCUUGACACCGUUCGAGAAGUAUUGGCCACAUCGAUCAAAUCUCCCAAUCCACCGAACCUGGUGCCCGUGUACUCCUCGAUUCCCGCCGAGUUUCUCACGCCGUCGAGUAUAUAUCUGAAGGUCUCCGCAAAAUCAAAGUCGAGGCUGUCGUUUCUUUUCGAGAGCGCCGCAACUACCGAGACCAUAGGACGGUACAGCUUUGUUGGGGCAGGUCGGUACUUGGGAGCAAAUGUUUCAGACACGGCAGCUAACAACAAGCCUUUAGACCCUCGAAAAGUUAUCAAGACAGGCCCCGGCCAUGGCGAAGAGACCGAUCCACUGCCUCUGCUUGAAGAGGAGCUCGCAAAGAGCCGUGUCGCGACUGUCCCCUCAAUACAACUACCUCCCCUGACCGGUGGCGCUGUGGGAUACGUUGGAUAUGACUGCGUCAAAUACUUUGAACCCAAGACAAGACGAGAUGACAUGAAAGACGUGCUGGGCGUACCCGAGAGCCUCUUUAUGCUCUUUGAUACAGUGGUUGCAUUGGAUCAUUUCGCGCAGGUUGUCAAGGUGAUAACAUACGUCAAGGUUCCAGAUAGCCUCGACAAUCUCGAGGCGGCGUACGAAGAAGCCAGGAGCACACUGCAAAGAUAUGUGACAAUACUGAAGGACAAGGAUAUUCCGUUGCCAGAGCAAGGGCCGAUCAAGUUGGGCAACGAGUACACGUCGAACAUUGGACGAGAGGGAUAUGAAAACCACGUCAAGGAGCUCAAAAAGCACAUUAGCGUUGGCGACAUCAUCCAGGCGGUGCCGUCGCAACGAUUUGCAAGACCGACCUCAUUGCACCCGUUCAAUGUGUACCGGAAUCUGCGAAGCGUUAACCCAUCGCCAUAUCUAUUUUUUGUCGAUUGUGACAAAUUCCAGAUUGUGGGCGCCAGUCCCGAGCUGCUGGUCAAGGAGGAGCAGGGUCGCAUCAUCACGCACCCGAUUGCCGGGACUGUCAAGCGGGGCAAGACACUGCAGGAAGAUGCAGCACUUGCGGAAGAGCUCUCUCAAUCACUCAAGGACCGAGCAGAACAUGUCAUGUUGGUGGACUUGGCUCGCAAUGACGUCAAUCGUGUGUGCGACCCACUUACCACUCGGGUGGACAAGUUGAUGGUGGUGCAAAAGUUUUCGCACGUGCAGCACCUGGUGUCGGAAGUAUCUGGCGUACUGCGACCUGGCAAGACGCGAUUCGACGCGUUCCGCUCGAUAUUUCCCGCUGGAACGGUGAGCGGAGCGCCCAAGGUUCGCGCCAUGGAACUCAUCGCCGAGCUGGAGAGGGAAAAACGCGGUGUGUACGCCGGCGCAGUGGGCUACUUUGGCUAUGGCAGCGUUGAUGGCGAGAGAGAGAUUGAAGGGGCCAUGGACACAUGCAUUGCGCUAAGAACGAUGCUGGUCAAGGACGGCAUCGCCUAUCUCCAAGCAGGGGGAGGCAUAGUGUUUGAUUCGGACCCGUAUGAUGAGUGGAUGGAGACUAUCAACAAGUUAGGUGAGUUUAUCAAUGGCAGCUAA